This is a messenger RNA of Lathyrus sativus (Indian pea), 1527 nucleotides long. The record is from the annotation of a GenBank genome assembly. Lineage: Eukaryota; Viridiplantae; Streptophyta; Magnoliopsida; Fabales; Fabaceae.
AUGGUGCCACCAACGUUAGGGCAAGAAUUCUUCAGCAGAGCAACUGUGGAGGAAGGCAACGGUGCCACCAACGUUAGGGCAAGAAUUCUUCUCCCAGGUUUUCUCCACAGCGUGAAACUCAAGUACCUCAAGUUAGGUUACCCCUACUUAAUCUCAAAUCUCUUAACCCUAUCUUUCAUCCCCUUAAUCAUAAUCACUUUAUUUCAAAUCUCACAAAAACAAAAUCUCAACCUCAUCCAUAUCAUCACUUUCUCUGGUUUCACAGUCUUCGUUUUCAUUUUCCAUAUUCACACGCGCCCACGCGCCGUCUACCUCAUCGACUUCUCUUGUUUCCGUCCCGCCGAUCACCUUAAAGCUCCGUUCCACAGCUUCAUCCAACAUUCACAUCUCACCGGCGACUUUGACUACUCCUCUUUAGAUUUCCAGCGCAAGAUUCUUCUUCGAUCAGGUCUCGGUGAUGAAACCUACGCUCCCGAAGCCAUGCACUGCAUUCCUCCCCGUCCUUCAAUCUCCGCGGCCAUAUGUGAAGCAGAAUCAGUCAUGUUUGGUGCGUUGGAUAAUCUUUUCAUCAACACAAACCUAAAUCCAAAAGAAAUUGGAAUUCUCGUUGUGAAUUGUAGUUUGUUUAACCCUACACCUUCACUUUCUUCCAUGAUUGUUAAUAAAUAUAACCUGAAAAGUAACGUUAAGAGUUUCAAUUUAGGUGGAAUGGGUUGUAGUGCUGGUGUUGUAGCUUUUGAUCUUGGAAGAGAUUUGUUGAUGGUUCAGAAGAAUGAUACCUAUGCUGUUGUUGUUAGCACUGAAAAUAUUACUCAGAAUUGGUACUCUGGGAAUAAAAAAUCAAUGCUUAUACCUAACUGUUUGUUUAGAGUUGGUGGUUCAGCUUUGUUGCUAUCGAAUAAAUCUGUUGAUAGAACCAGGGCUAAGUAUAAGCUUGUUCAUGUUGUGAGGACGAAUUGCGGUGCAGACGAGAAGGCUUAUCGAUGUGUUUAUCAGGAAGAAGAUGCUGUGGGGAAAACCGGUGUUUCUUUGUCGAAAGACUUGAUGGGAAUUGCUGGGUUGACAUUGAAAACCAAUAUUAUCACACUUGGUCCUUUGGUGCUUCCGGUUACUCAGCAACUUAGGUUUUUUGCUAAUUUGGUUUUGAGGAAGUUUUCUAAUAGUGAUGUGAAGCCUUAUAUACCAAAUUUCAAACUCGCCUUCGACCAUUUCUGUAUACAUGCAGGUGGAAGGGGUGUGAUUGACGAGUUGGAGAAGAAUCUUGACUUGCUUCCCGUACAUGUGGAGCCUUCUAGGAUGACGCUUCAUCGAUUCGGGAACACUUCGUCCAGUUCUAUUUGGUAUGAAUUGGCGUAUAUUGAAGCUAAAGGGAGGGUAAAAAAGGGCAACAGAGUUUGGCAAAUUGCAUUCGGAAGUGGUUUUAAGUGUAAUAGUGCUGUUUGGGAGGCAAUUCGGGAUGUGAAUCCUUCUCCUUAUGGACCAUGGGAAGAUUGCAUUGAUAAGUAUCCUGUGGAAAUACUCACAUAG